CUUAGCCUUUUAUUUAGCUCAUUUAUAUAUUUUACAGCGCAUUAGAAUGCAUUACAAGUUAAGAUACAAGCAGUAAGGAAAUAACAAUGAAAGAAGUCUUGCUAUUGUUAUUUUUUAGUGUGUUAAAAAUUAGUCUGUCCUUUGCAGCAAGUGAGUCAGUUUUCUGCAUUUCAUCUCCAAAUAUCGAUUGGCUCUACAUUCGUUUGCUAAUUUUCGCAGGUGGUGAUUGCGACAAUUUACAAAAUAUUCCAGAUAGGAACUUGAUUCACGAUAAGAGGUUAGAGGUCGAUCCCUGUGGAGACCAGAUCUUCAAACACUGCAGCUCCAAUCAACAUUCUGAUGGUUGUGUCACAACGACAAAGGACCCUUCCACAACCCCAUUUCAACUCAUUGUUCAGGAGUAUAAUUUUACAGCGAAGAUGGUGAAAAGUAAUGAUUAUGUCACUACUGUGUACACAUGUGAUUGAUUACAACUUGAUCUUUGUGGUACAAUUAUUAGUUGCAAUGAUGCUCCACGUCCAAGUGGAAUUUUUUAUUCAAGUUCGUCCAUCCACCGGAAAUGGAACUUAUGGCCCUCAAAAGUUGGGACAUUUUACGGAUCAAAUUUUUCCACAGUGCAACUCCUACGCUUGUUGUGGCCAAUCUAAUGCAACCAAUGUAGCCCGAAGGUGCAAGGAUGCUCCGAAUGCUCCGAAUAAACCAAUUUUUAACAAGAAUUUUUACACAAUGACAUACUCUUGGCACCCACCUGAAGGAUACAAAGGACCCGUUCUAUUUAUAUCUGCAUUCAGUCAAUCCAACAGUGAUCACUGGGAAAAUAUUGCUUCGAAACCAAUUUAUAUAGCUAUACCACCACCUCCAAACACCCCACCACCCAAACUCACGACCACAACGCAAAUGCCUCUCACAACUCCUAGUGAAAUUGCUUCAACACAGAUUACUGUACCCUCAAGUUCACCUACAUCAGCAUCGACAAGCCAAGAAACUACGAUAGGACCGUCAACGUCAACGGAAGGAACAUCUACCGUGUCCACUACCAACAUUAUUACUUCCACCACAGAAAGUAUAAUUACAACCAACAGCCUACCAAAGCUGUACUCCACCACAAAAAAAGCUCCGGUAACAACUCGAGAUACAGUAAAACCAAAGACAAAAAAACCUACGACCCUUGUCCCAAAACGAUUGACUGCUACCACAACAAAGAAACUGGUCACAAAAAGGACAACCACCACCACAAAACCAGUCCCUAAAACAAAGAAACCACAGAAAAUUCCUGUUCACAAACUGACGACUCUUGCACCAAUGCCUCUCGAGCUACUUGAGACGACCUCACAAACUCCAACAGAACCGAGCUCUACAACACUUGCUGGAGAAGUUAUCGCCCAUAGACCAGGUCUUAUCUUGACACCAUAUCAUCCUUACAAACCCAAGCCCAAAACCCGUCGACCAGGGCCCGAGCUUCUCCCCCCACCAAAAUUGUCGAAUAAAAAACUUGCACCAAAAACAUCCACAAAAAGCAAGGCAGCUGCCUUAUCGUGGGAAGUAGAAUCUGAUGAAACAAGGUCUUCAGAGCACGUCGAUAAUAAAGUCAUGCACAAACCAAAUGUACAAAAACCACAGAAAAUUACUCAUCAACGUCAGAAGAAUCCGUAUGCGAAUGAUAAACAUCUCGGCCAAACAAUGCAAGGAAAUCAACAGCAACAGCUUCCUUACAGUAACGUAAUUAAUCCUCCUACUCACGCCACUCCUGUUUUCUCUGUAAACAGUGGGGGUGCCCAAAUGCGAGACCCUCAUGGAUUCGUUCUCCAAGCUAGUCCGUACUCUGCUUCAAUGUACAAAGUCUGAACUAUUUUCUACCAUUUACGACACAUGACACAACCGCCGUCAUAAAUAAGUAAAAUUAUGCCGUUGUUCGAUAUUCUGAACGUGUCACUAACUUGCGUAGGUUUUGUAAGUAGCUUUUUUAUUACUGUUUUGUGCAUGGUUUUCAUUCAAUCAUAAUUCCAUUCCUGUUAACUGUGUACUACAUUUAGUAACUUUUUGAAUAAGACAUUUUAAUAAACUUGCAAGUUAUAUGAAAAAUAAUCCAGUUUGCAACAAAAUGUGAUGUGUGACUUAUUGCCUGGCAAAUUCCUAAUAUGUAUACGUCUUACCAUUGUUUACGAAUAUGACCUUUACUAAAUAAUGGAUUGUGCUUUUUCAUUGUCCGUAUAUCCAACAAUUAAUAAUUUCAUUGGAAUCUGGGAAGCAGUUGUAUAGCUUUUUUGCAUUUAACGCCAGAGAAAUGCAAGUAUUUCUGAUAUUCAUUUGGACAGGAUUGCAAAUAAUUGGAAGAUCGCUCGCAGACAGCAGUAAGUUCAAUAAGAUCUAUAGCUUCUAGGUAUUUUAUUUAUACACAACAUAACCUGUGUAUCACUAUAAAUACUUUAUAUAUACACAUUAUUAGGUGGUGACUGUGAAAAUCGAGAAAAUCCAACAGGACGCAACUUUAUCCAUAAUGAAACGAUAGAAGUGGAUCCAUGUGGACCUCCCACAUUUUUAAAAUGUCUAAAACCGGAAGUAGAAAACUGCACCACAGCCGCAAUAAAUGGAGACGACUCAUCCUACGAAUUUAUUGUUGGGGAAUAUGAUCCGAAAGCCAAAGCCG
Folsomia candida is the source of this 2647-nucleotide messenger RNA. RefSeq names its product mucin-2. Bases 433 to 1845 code for a protein of 470 amino acids. The transcript has 6 exons. Lineage: Eukaryota; Metazoa; Arthropoda; Collembola; Entomobryomorpha; Isotomidae. The record is from RefSeq and is a predicted model, not a curated record.